This is a messenger RNA of Sphaeroforma arctica JP610, 735 nucleotides long. RefSeq lists its product as hypothetical. Bases 1 to 735 code for a protein of 244 amino acids. Lineage: Eukaryota; Ichthyosporea; Ichthyophonida. The record is from RefSeq and is a predicted model, not a curated record. The transcript has 3 exons.
AUGGCACUAAGAAUACAGUUUGGGACGAAUGCAUCAGGAACAUACUUAUUUUUCGAGAUGGUGAAUUUGUUUAUAAUUCAACCAUUCUUAACUAUCAGUACGACCAAGAGAAAGCACAAACGCUUACCUCGUGCGGAUCCCUUCACAAACCCGGAAUACCCGCGCUUGUCAGAAGUAGAAGAAAUUGCAACUUGGUUACAGGAUUCAUGGUAUGCCGGGCUAGCCAGUGCAGAUCCGACAAUCAUUGUUUUAUUUGAUAAUAAUGAUGAUGAUAUUGAUGAAGAGGAUGAUAUAGAGAUUGAUGACAUUGACGGUAUAUUGGGUGAACUGAUCGGAGACAAUAACACAUCUAACAGUGGAAGCACAAAUGAUAAUGGUAUCGACAAUGAUAAUGACAAUAUUGAUGACAUUGACGGUAUAUUGGGUGAACUGAUCGGAGACAAUAACACAUCUAACAGUGAAAGCAUAAAUGAUAAUGGUAUCGACAAUGACAAUGACAAUGUAAUUUUUUUUCUAAGUAUAAGUACUGGUGUGGCUAGUACUGGUGUGACUGGAGUUCAAAGUACUCCAACUAACUCUGCAUAUCUGGGCAAUACGAUGGAACAUAGUGGUCCAACUUCAGAUAAUACUCCCAACUCCAGUUGUCUCUGCUGCAAACAGUGUUGUAAAGUAGACCUAACACAGUACCCGAACGCGUCGAAAGAACGGGGCGGGAACCAUUGGAAGAUGGGCUAG